AUGAUAAGCGGAACUUCCAAAUCGCCAGAUUUGGUCAAGAUAUCAAGACUGCAUUUCAAUGCACAGUUAACCAAUGGAAACUUCUGGCACCAGACAAGCCUCCAGCCAUUUACCUGUUCAGUUAUUCUGAAAACAGACUUUUUCAAGGCUAGUGAGACAGACGAUUUAAGGUAUUCUCUUAACUAUGCAACGAUAUCGAACAACAUCUUGUCCGUGUUUCGAAAUAGUGAUGAAGUCUACGGAUCAAUUGAGUCAAUAGCUCACAGAAUCGCAGAGAGUGUGUUCAGUGAUGAAUCCAAUGGACGGUCAGCUGAAAUAAGUGUUUCGUCUGAAAAGUCUGAAAUCCGUUGCGAUUCGAUUGAUUUGAGCAUUUCCAGGUAUCGAAAGAACGAUUCAACGAAUGAGUUGAUUGCCCCAUCGCUGGACAAAUUCACUUUCAAGGGACUAAAUCUGUUUACAAUAAUUGGUGUCUACACUUUUGAAAGAUACAAUAAGCAAUCAGUUGUCUUGAAUUUGUCUGUACAUUAUAACACGAAUAAAGAUAAGUUGAAAUUUUCACAGCUCACGGAAACCGUUUCUUCUUACGUUGAAAGCACACAGUUCAAGACAGUAGAGGCUCUAGCAGGAAAUGUCGCUUCGUUAGUAUUGCAAGAGUUUGAGUUCAUCGAGGCUGCAGACGUGGAAGUUGUCAAACUUAAUGCAAUCAUUUUUGCGGAUGGUGUGGGGGUGGCAACCUCUAAGCUUCGCAAUCAACUUCAACGCUCCAAAAUUGUGGUGAAUCCAACAAAGUCUGAGUUCAGUACGUUGCCAAAUCUGAAUAAAGAGACUUCUUUUGAAGGCCAUCCAAACAUCGAGAACCACCGUGUUUUUAUCGCUUUUGGAACUAAUGAGGGAGAUUAUCUGGAAAAUAUUGAGAAAACAAUUAUUGAGCUAGACAAGCGGGGUUGUAAAGUAGAGAAGACCUCCUCCUUAUAUGAAUCAGCGCCCAUGUACCACUUAGAUCAGGCAAGGUUUCAGAAUGGUGUUUUCCAAAUUUCCACUAAAUUAUCACCUCGAGAUCUUUUGAAAACUCUGAAAGAGAUAGAGUAUGGUGAGUUGAAGCGCGUAAAGCAUUUUGAUAAUGGGCCAAGAACAAUCGAUUUGGAUAUUUUGUUGUACGAUGAUUUAAUCCAUGACGAACCUGACCUGAAGAUUCCACAUGUCUCACUGAUUGAACGAAAUUUUGUUCUUUAUCCGUUGUGUGACCUGCUUCCUCCAACCGCCAUCCACCCAGUUACCGCUGAACCUUUCCACCAGCAUUUGAAAAAGCUCAGUGCCCAUGACACUUCGAUACAAGCAGACGAUGGGCUGGUAAAUAUCAUCCCUAUACCCAGUAUUCCUAAUAGAAAAGCUGACAUCAGAAUUGACACGAUAGGCAACAAACUUACAAAGUCCCUAGUGAUGGCAGUUCUGAAUGUAACUCCGGAUUCGUUCAGUGAUGGGGGUCUUCACAAUACCAAUGAAUCAAUUAUAUCUGUUUAUGAGGAAAUGGUGCAUUCUGGCGUUGAUAUCAUCGAUAUUGGAGGUGUUUCCACUAGACCUGGCGCAGCAGCUCCAUCCGAAGAAGAGGAAUUAUCUCGAGUGAUCCCAGCUAUUCAAUUGAUUCGGAAUCAUGAGAAAGAAAACAAUUUACAGCCACAGGUAAUCAGUGUGGAUACAUUUCGGAGUCAAGUUGCACUUAAAAGUUUGGAGAGUGGUGCAAACAUAGUGAAUGACAUAAGCGGAGGUAGAUUUGACGAACAAAUCUUUGACGUGGUAGCAAAAUUUGGUGCUCCAUAUAUGGUUGGGCACACAAGAGGAGAGAAUAUGACCGAUAUGCACACUCAUACCAAAUACAAGCAUACUCAGAAGAUCGGAGAAGUUGAAUUUUGGCAAAGCAGUCCUUUAAUUGAUACGAUUGGCAGAGAAAUCGCAGAAUCCAUACAAUUGGCCACAAGGAAGGGAGUGAAAAGGUGGCAGUUGAUUGUAGACCCUGGGCUUGGAUUUGCAAAGACUGUGGAACAGAAUAUUUCUCUGAUUCGAAAUUUACCCAAUCUUGCCAAAUACGGCGUUGAAGCAGAUGGAGACUAUCAAUCUCUCCACAGAGUACCCUUUUUACUAGGACCUAGCCGAAAACGAUUCAUAGGCGUUAUCACUGGAGAAGAGCUUCCAAGAUCGGUAGGAACCUGCGCCGCAGUAAUGAGUUGCAUAGGAUUUGGAGGACACUUGAUUAGAGUUCACGAUUUCAAGGCUGUCAAAGUUACGUGCGGGAUGGCUGAUGCUAUUUACAAAGGGCUCAUUCAAAGCUAA
Molecule: messenger RNA, 2328 nt
Organism: Komagataella phaffii GS115
Lineage: Eukaryota; Fungi; Ascomycota; Pichiomycetes; Pichiales; Pichiaceae
Product: Multifunctional enzyme of the folic acid biosynthesis pathway
Exons: 1
Coding region: 1-2328 (775 amino acids)
Biological process (GO): tetrahydrofolate biosynthetic process
Cellular component (GO): mitochondrial envelope
Molecular function (GO): dihydroneopterin aldolase activity; dihydropteroate synthase activity; 2-amino-4-hydroxy-6-hydroxymethyldihydropteridine diphosphokinase activity
Source: RefSeq, a predicted model, not a curated record